UGCUGUCACUGCCUUGCUGUCCGCUCCCUCAACGCUCUCUUUCCACUCUCUCGUACAUGUCGCUCUGGUGAACGAGCCCAUCGACACCGCACGCUCGUUUCUGCCGCUAUCUUAAUCCGUAAUCGUCCCGUCGCUGCCAGGUUUGCUGCUGCGCUGUCUGCGCUCUAGCAACGCGGCACCCAUCGCCAACUUUUUGGCUCUCCAUCCUCCGCCGCCCGCCGCACCUCAACACCCGCACACCACCUCCCCACCGCGCCCGCUAUGGCUCCGGCCGUCCCCAGACUGCGCAUUCUGUCAGUUGGCGGAAACGCCGUUUCGGCGUUCCUCUCAUGGCGGUUACAAGCAACCAACGCCUGCGACGUCACACUCGUGUGGAAGUCCGGGUACGAGAGCGUCGCACAGUAUGGCAUCUCGUUCAAAUCUGCUCUCUACGGCAACGAACGCUUCAAGCCCUACUCUGUUGUUCGCACCCCCGAAGAUGCCGCCCAUUCUUCCAAGCAGCCCUUUGACUACGUUCUCCUCUGCGUAAAAGCCCUCCCUGACGUAUACGAUAUCGCCAACAUCAUCGAGUCGGUCGUCUCGCCCCAGCACACAUGCAUCCUUAUGAACACCACACACAGCUUAGGCGUCGAAUCGUACCUGGAGCAGCGCUUUCCCACAAAUGUCGUCUUGUCAUUGGUAUCUGGAGCAGAGAUUUCGCAGCUUGGAGCUAGCGAGUUCGAGCACAAGGGAGCGACUGACAUCUGGGUCGGUCCUGCCAGCAAGAACCCCGCCAUACCAGCGCAGAUUCAGUCGGACAUGGCUGAAGCUCUGGCCAUGACAUUGAGUUCAGGGCAGGUCGACUGCAAAGUCGCAACCAACAUAAGGCAACAGCAGUUUGAGCGUAUGAUAGGCCCUAUUGCUUUUCACCCGGCCAGCGUUCUCUUCGAGACGGCAAACCACGCAGAACUCCUCGAGAAGGUUGGGGUUCGUGCUCUUAUCACAGGAGUGCUCGACGAGCUCCUCGUACUUGCCAAUGCCCAAGGCUGCACAUUCCCUACCGAUUUCAAGGAGAAGACGAUGCGCUCGAUGACGCAGCCCCAAGAGUCCAACAGCACAAUGUGGAUGGACUUCGAGGCCAAGCGUCCCAUGGAGAUUGAGACAUAUCUGGGAUCUCCUCUUAAGCUUGCCCAGGAAGUCAAUGUCACUGUACCCCGAAUCGAGACCCUGUACGCCACGCUUCACCACCUCAACAUCGUCAACCGAAACCGACCGGCAGCUGGCCCUACACCCACACCAGCUCAAAACAUGCAACCACCGCCGGGCCCUCCUCCAAGGCUCUCGUCGGCCCCUCUGCCACGAGGCCCACCUGGACCCAACGGACCUGGGCCGAUGAUGAAUGGAAAUGGUCCUAUGAAGGGUGGGCCCCGUUCAGGAAGCCGCGCGCCUUCAAUCACUGGUGGCCCACCUAUGAUGCGUCGCGGCCCACCGCCAGGCAUGAACGGUUACCCACCACGCAUGAACGGCGCCCCCAACGGCCAGCGUCGCCCGUCGCUCGAGGCCAACGACCUUGAAGAAUUUUCGCAUCUGAUGCUGUAUGAUGAUAUGGUCGAAGGCGGCCCCGGUGGUCCUGCCGGUGCGCCCCACGGCCAGUACGAGAAUGGCGCAGCCCCACAGAAUGGUCUUUCUAUCCGUGAGAGGGAGUUGAUGCUCAGACAGCGUGAGAUCCAGCUCAGAGAACAAGAGCUUAGCAUGCGUCGCGGCCCUCCCAUGGGCCAGGGUCGUCGACCUCCACCACCACAAUCCAUCAAUGGUUUCGAUGACGACGACGACGAGGAUGACUUCUUUGAUCCUAUGGCCGGAGGCCGCCCGCCGGGCCCGGUCAUCGACCCUGACAACUUUGACAUGAUGAGUGUCACCUCGCGGCGCAACCGCAAGGUUCCCAGUGCCGGUCAGAUCCGCAACAACCCAGAGGGCAUGGGCUACAUGGGUCCUCAAGGUCGAUCAAGGAAUCCUUUCUCGCGCCCGGCAGCUAAGAACAGAACGAGUGCGACGAUGCUUUCGACACUCCCAAAUCUGAGAGAGAACAUUCUCAACGACCCUCUGAUGGGCUACUCGUCCAACCGCUAUGCUGAUGUCGAUCGCGGCACUAUGGGCGCCCAAUCGCGAACCAAUUCACUGACUGCAUCACGUUUAGACGAAAUGCAAGGAGGUGGUAACUAUGGUGGCUACCCUUCGAUGAACCGCCGCACCAGCCAGUCGCCUGGCAACCCUCUCAGCCCUGGUCCUCGCCCAAUGGGCCGUCCUUCUCCUCCCAACGGAUAUGCGCCCAACGGUAUGCAACCCAAUGGUAUGCAACCCAAUGGUAUGCCUCCCAAUGGACUGCCGCCGAAUGGGAUGAACGGGGCGCCUCGAAAUGGUCCCAACGGACGUCCUUCACCUCCCGGGAUGAGACAGCCCGUUCCCCUCGCACCGCAACAAAUGGAACAACACGCAGGGGUGAGCACUCUUUACCCGCCCAAGACCCGUUCCAAUGUUCGCAGUCUGACUGGAUCCGCAAGCGCUAGCGCGGGUAGUAAUUCCACCGAAGAAAAUUCGGCACACAGCAGCCAGAGCAGCCUAGGACCCCGUCCUCCAGUCGGUGUCCGAUAGACGAGAUCUCAUCAGUUCAUAUUUGCGGCGAAUGGUUUGGAGUAUGUUCGGACUUUGCAUGGACAGCGUUCUCGAUUCGGCGACACUUUGACGAAACUAUCUAUUGUAUCUGGGAGCUGGCGGGCUUUCCAACGCAUACCUCGACGGACGCGUACCCUGGUGUCACCUAUCAAUCGGUCUUCGAUUACACCCGGCUUCUCUUCUCGAACAUGCCUACACCAAAUCUUCCUCUCCACGUUGGGAUCGGAAGA
Molecule: messenger RNA, 2882 nt
Organism: Didymella exigua CBS 183.55
Lineage: Eukaryota; Fungi; Ascomycota; Dothideomycetes; Pleosporales; Didymellaceae
Exons: 5
Coding region: 262-2631 (789 amino acids)
Cellular component (GO): cytoplasm
Molecular function (GO): oxidoreductase activity
Source: RefSeq, a predicted model, not a curated record